Molecule: messenger RNA, 2002 nt
Organism: Frieseomelitta varia
Lineage: Eukaryota; Metazoa; Arthropoda; Insecta; Hymenoptera; Apidae
Product: DNA mismatch repair protein MutL-like
Exons: 7
Coding region: 53-1969 (638 amino acids)
Biological process (GO): mismatch repair
Cellular component (GO): mismatch repair complex
Molecular function (GO): ATP hydrolysis activity; ATP binding; ATP-dependent DNA damage sensor activity
Source: RefSeq, a predicted model, not a curated record
CGUAAAAAGCUUCGUUAUUUUAGCAUGACCCAACGUUGUUGAAAAUGUUAACAUGGAAGCGUCAAUUAUUGCCACGACCAAUGUAACAAGUAUUGCAGAAUGCGUCUUGGAGCUGAUAUCAAAUUCUUUGAGCGCUAAUGCUACAUCAAUUGCAAUACGAUUUCAUAAUGAACAGCGAAAAAUUCAAGUGAUAGAUAAUGGUACAGGAAUACCAAAAAUACAACUGAAACCGAUGGCAGAAUAUAAUAAUGAAAGCAUUUUAAAUUGUCCAAGUAUACACGAUUUGUGUAGCUGGAGGAAACGGACACUCGGUAACAUUCGUAGACUAUCUAACGCUAUGUUAAUAACAUCUAGAUAUUACAAUUCUCAGAAGACAUUUAUGAAGAUUUUCAAAGUGAACCGUAAGCCAAAGAUUGUCAGAAUCGAGAGAAGACCUUCUCAAGGCACUACAAUAAGCAUUUACGGAUUCCAUGAAUUAUCCUUAAAUAAAUGGAAUGUUCCUUUUAUGUAUCAUUUGGUUGGAAACAUUGCCAUAGCAAAUCCGCAUACUUCAUUCACCAUUAGAGAUGAUCAAAAAAAGAAAGUUACCAUGAUAAUCGCUAAGCCACACAAACCAUUAGACGUUUUCAAAUCCUUAUAUAGUCAGGAAGUAUCACUUCAUAAAGUAUGGUAUACAAAGUGUACGAAAAAGUCCAAUAUUAAAUUCUGCGCAUACAUUGGAUUAGCUGAAUCUGAAACUGCUGCUUCUCAGUAUAUUUUUGUAAAUGAUAAACUCGUUCAUUGUCCCUUAAUCUUAGAAGUAGUUUCAGCUACUUUCAUAGAUAUAUUAAAGUUCUUCAGAAAACAACAUUAUGAAUUUAUAUCGGAAAAGGCAGCAGUUUUCAUUUUGAUGUUUAUCAUGUGUAGCAAUUACAUUUUUACUAUAGAGAACGGAAGGAGAACUUUAAUGUUUUCUAACAUACAAGAUCUGUUGCAAAUCAUUAGAAAGAAGAUACUGAAUAUUUUUACAAAAAACAUUAAACCUCUAUCUGAUAUUGGUUCAAGAAAUAGCAACAGAUCUACAGAACAGAGCUUUGAAAGCAAAGAGAUACAAUUGAUCCCAAAUGACUCAGUGCAAUUAUUUACACCUGCUUUAAAACAUGAUAACAAUGGUAAAGAAAGUAUGCAACUAACCCUUUCUGAAUGGUCUAAUUGGAGCUUGAAGCAAUUAGAAAAUGAUUCUCUCAAGUUUUAUAAAUAUUUUGAUUUUUUGCCACAAAAAUUACAUAAAUUAUUACGUGGAAACACAAAGCUGACAAAAACUGAAGUUUUAAAUGAAUAUAAUGGAAGUACAUGUUCAACCAAAUUGAAAUCUGGAUUGCAGAUCCCAGAUAUAAUACCUCAUCAAGAACUUGACGUGCGCCCAUGUAAAACUGUCUUACGAUUCCAUAAAUUCACAUUAAAUAAGGAUCUGUUGAAACUUAUUAAAAUAUUAGGACAAAUAAACAAUGAAUUAAUAGUAGGAUUAAUAAUUCAUAAUAAUGUAAAAAUACUUUUAUUAAUGGAUCAACAUGCAAUUCAUGAAAGAAUUAGAUAUGAACAUUUACUUAAUGGAUACAAGAUACAGAUAAGAAAUCAACUAUUCUCCAUCAAAUUGAAAAAUCCUAUAGUUAUACAAUUUCCUGCAGAUAGCUGCAAUUUACUUUUGUCUAAUAAUAUGAUACUAAAAAAGUUUGGUAUAACUUUUAAUGUGAUAGAAAAUAAUAUUCUAAUGAUACGUGCAGUGCCAGAAUGUUUAAGGAAGAAUAAAUAUCAUUAUGAUGAAUUAAGAUUAAAAUUAAAUGUAAAAAAUCUUUUAAAUGAAUUGCUACAAAAUUUUUCACAUUAUAAUAAUAACAUUGAUCCAAUCAACAAUUUACCACUUACUAUUCAAAAUGCAAUUGCAACGGAAGCUUGUCAUGGUAAGUUCUUUCUUCUUUCCUGUCUGUAAUCUUAUUGUUAGUCAAUAAUUUAACAAAUAAAA